UCACAUGCGGAAGUUCCUCCUUCGUAAACCAAAACAUUUCCACCUAUGUGACACCGAUGUUGACAUUUAGCAACGUGAUUAUUUGUUCUCGCAGAGGCUUGUUUGAAAGCAGCCGGUAACAACGAUAACUUCACGAUUAAUGUUCUGUCCUAGACGAGCAGUUUUUUGUUGCUCGAGACUGCUCUGUCCGUACAAACAUGACUGACGGGACAGGGUGAGGCAGGAUUAUGGAGGAUAUCAUUUGUGUCAGCUCGGGCAGCGACGACGACUCUGAUUUAGAGGUCAUAAGCAGUUACAAUGAAAAGAAAGAAGACGCAGUUCCUUUUAUUCGAACACAAUGGCUGCAAGUCACACCUGUUCUCAUCAAUAUCACAGGCCACAACUUCAUCUCUCCAAGCCGAAGGCGCCCAAGAAAAGAUACAUGCUCCUCCCUAGAAGUUAUAGAUCUGAGUGAAGAUGAUCGUCCUGGUGAUGCUGACAUGCAGAAACCAUCGCAGACUUUGUCGUCAGCAGAAAGCAGAGAAAAGAAAGCGCAUGCAGCAACGGCAUCUUUUGGAGAAGCUCAAGAAUCACAAUCUCUAACCAGCGUUGGCAAAGAUGUGACUAAUUCAGAGUGUUUUGUAGGAAGCAGUGUGCAGUCUGUUGCCUCUAAGUCGCUUAGUCGGGAGAACACUCUCACAGACGUGCUCCAAAGAACAGAAGAUUAUUUGCAUCAGGACACAAAUUGUAAUUCAAGCUUGCCAUCUGAGCAGCUGAGCUGGGAUAAGUCUUUGGAACAUUGCAGGUCCAGCGAUAAAAGUAAAAAUCCGUUCAAAUACGAAUCUGAAGUAUUAAAGGACUCUAUUGCAGAUGUAUCGCAGAACACUAAAGACACACUGCUUAGUACACCGGCUCUCUGCAGCAUCAGAGAAGACCAAGAAGACAAUCUCGACUCAUCACAGAAAUGGGAAGACAGUGUUCUCUCUCCUUACAAUAUUAACAGUCCAUAUUACUGUCCGAGUGAGGUUGAUGCUUAUAUAUUCUCUGAUUCAUCCAAUAAGUCUGAGGAUAACAAUCAUCUGUUUACAUAUGACAGUCGGCAGUCUUUUCAAACGUCUGAGCUACCCUCUGCUACUCAUACUGCAUCAGUACCCAAUGCACUUUUAUCGGAAGAGGAUGGUGAAGUGAUGAAUAUCAGCAAAAAUGUGGACAUGGAUACGCAGGUUCAUCCCGAGGAUUCGUCCCGCUCCUUACCUACCUCAUGUAAGGCAUCGCCCCCCAGGAGCCCUGAACUUUUGUCUAGACGUAGUAAACCCAGCAGUCCAACAUCUACAGAGAUUCUUGCGAGCGACACUGCAGCACAAUCCCCUGAUCCGUCUAUGCUGAGCUCACCAAGUAGCCUUCUCAUUUCACAGCCCUCCUCGCCAAACUUUCCAGAGAGAACUGAGCAAAAGAGAAAUGAUUUAGACGCAGGAUCUCUAGAAAGCGCUUCCCUCAGGGUUUGGGAGACCAGCAGUGACGACAGCGAUGACAAUGUGCUGGAUAAUAUGGAGUUAGAUCUUUCUGAAAACAACACCGAGGAUAGACAACAUAUUUGUCUGACUCAGUACAAAAAAAUAAACCAGUGUGAGAGUGGAACGGUUUCACACGUGGAUGAGGAAGAUGAACACUAUGGCCCUCCUGAGCCUUUAUGCCGGCAAAGCCUUAGCUUGGUCUACAGCACCAUCGAGGAGAAUUACCCAGAAGGCACACUUCAGCUGCUCUUUGACUUUAUUCAGCCUCGGUAUUACCCACCGUCGGAUAUUACAACACAUCUGCUCAGGGGGAUUCUCUUAAACCCACAAAGCCCUGAUGUUUUUGUCAUAGAGGCCUAUAACCUAUUGAUGAAGACUCAGAGAUACCACCCUGUGGAUGCUUCGACAGUCCCAUGGGAUUGGGAACUGAUGAAGUCGGUUAUGGAGGAACAGGAUGACACUAGGAGGUUGCAGACGGAGGUCCAGUACCUGCUCCUGCAAUACGUGUUGCAGGUUUUAAAAGAUGACUUUCAUUUUAAACUCAGGAGUCAGUGUCUUCAUCCCUCUGUUGCAAAGAAGAUGUUUUCAUGUGGCAAUGAAACAACUGGGGAUGUAGUACGUUGGUUGAUGAAUGCUGCAAAGCAGUCAGUAAAACAGUCAAAAGAUGGGGAAAAUCCAGUGAAAGAGGACAACUAUCUCAGGAUUAUAUUAUCUCUUCAGAGGAUGUUAACAUUGGCCCUGGAGGCGGACCUCACCUAUAAUUCUGAGAAAAUUUCAAUGCAACUCUUCAACUGUCUUGACAAAAAAGAUUCUUGUAGGCAGACGAGGCUUUUAUUGUUGAGGACUCUGGAUAGCAAGCUGCUGAGAUGCAAACUGUUGGAGCUGUUGCUGAAUGGGAAUUGUCCUCAGCCCAUGUCCCUAAACUUGCUGCUACGCUACCUCAAGAGCUCUACACUGGACUCAGACCCCUCUGAUGGAGAAGAGAAGUGGAGAAAAUGGGAUGAGCUCCUUCAGCUUCUGUGGAUGCUUUUGCUCAGUUAUGAAGAAGUUGUGACAGGUCGUCUGCACCGCCCCAUCAAAGAGCGUUUUAAUAAUAGAAAUGCUCUGAUCUGGAAGCAAGAAGAUCAGGUGACACACUCAGCAGUGCAAGAGGCAGCAGGUGCCUUCCUGUCACGUGCAGAGGACGACAUCGGCCAUGCUCUUCCCGCCGCAAUGCAGGAAUCACUUUCCCACCUACAAGAACACAUAAUUGACAUGCCCAGUGUUAUUUCAAGUCUUUAAACCUUUUAUAAUAGCUUUGUUUUUACAGUUUUUUAAAUAAAUUUAUUUUUUAUACAAAAAA
Messenger RNA from Puntigrus tetrazona (Sumatra barb), 2835 nucleotides. It is a transcript of the gene simc1, whose product is annotated as SUMO interacting motifs containing 1. Lineage: Eukaryota; Metazoa; Chordata; Actinopteri; Cypriniformes; Cyprinidae. The record is from RefSeq and is a predicted model, not a curated record. The transcript has 10 exons. The coding region runs from base 228 to 2774 and encodes 848 amino acids.